Molecule: messenger RNA, 2064 nt
Organism: Chenopodium quinoa (quinoa)
Lineage: Eukaryota; Viridiplantae; Streptophyta; Magnoliopsida; Caryophyllales; Amaranthaceae
Product: probable serine/threonine-protein kinase PBL24
Exons: 6
Coding region: 474-1589 (371 amino acids)
Biological process (GO): protein phosphorylation
Molecular function (GO): ATP binding; protein kinase activity
Source: RefSeq, a predicted model, not a curated record
AUGCUUAAAAGUCAAAACAUUGCAACGAAUUUAGUUGGAAAAUAUGUUAGAAAAUCAGUUAGUGGCGCCCUACUUUUUCCCCCUCCACGCGUUAGGCUUUUUGUGCAACCACCUGAUGGAGUCUUGUUCCACGAAUUCUUCCACCAUUUCUUUUUCUCUUUUUCUCUCUUUCAAACCCAUAUCACACGCCUUGACUUUGAUUUUGACUUUAGAUUUUGUAAAUCCUCUAAAACCCUUCAUUUCUACAAACCCAUUAAGUCUAAGACUAAACCCAAUCACAUAAAUGCAGAAGAAUUUCUUGGCCUAAAUUCAAUUGAUCGUGUUUUAUGGAGUUUGAAUUGACCCUGAACAGUUAUCCUUUCUUAAAUUUUGUGGGUACUUCUUAGUUACUAUAAGGUCUUAGUUUUUGAUAGAUAAUUACAAAUUGAGGUUUCUGGCAUUGGUCAAUUACAUAAUUACAAAAGUUGUUUUUUAUGCACAUAAACUGUUUGAUACUUUGUUUCAGAGAAUUUUCUGUAAGGAAAGCAUUCAGAAGGGUUAAUGGCAAAGCAAGACGACCGCCUUUUGUUUCAUCUCUGUUGCCUAGAAGACCAUCACAAUUUGACGACAAAGAAUCUACCAUAUCUGCAAACAAAGGCAGUGAUCAUGCCAUCAAGCAACAAGCUUUUACUUUUCAAGAGCUAGCUGAUGUGACAGAGAACUUCAGUCCAGAGCAUCUUGUGGAUGUAGGCAAUUUUGGAAAAAUCUACAGAGGGAAACUUAAAGAGACUGGAGAGAUCAUAGUUGUCGAGCAACUAGACAGAUAUGGAUCACGAGGACAGAGAGAAUUUCUUUUACAGGUGAUGAUGCUGAGCUUCCUCAAUCAUCCAAAUUUAAUCAAUCUUAUAGGAUAUUGUACGGAGGGAGAUAAAAGAUUUUUAGUGCAUGAAUAUCUGCCUUUGGGGUCCCUGGACCAGCAUCUACAUGACAGACCAUCCAAGCAAAAGCCCUUAGAUUGGUAUACAAGAAUGAAAAUUGCUCUGGGGAUUGCUAAGGGUUUAGAAUAUAUGCACCAUAAUGCCAGCCCUCCAGUCAUCUACCGCAAUCUGAAACCCUCCAACAUCUUACUAGACAAAAAUUUUAAAGCUAAGCUCUCUGACUUUGGGCUAUCUAAACUUGGACCUUCUGGUGAAAAGAAGUAUGUUUCUACAAGUGUAGUUGGUACUUAUGGAUACAUUGCACCAGAGUACCAAAAAACAGGUUUUUUGACUAUGAAAGCAGAUGUAUAUAGCUUUGGAGUGGUUUUACUGGAGUUGGUGACAGGGCGAAGAGCUGUUGAUAUCACAAAACAGACCAAGGAGCAAAAUUUGGUCUCUUGGGCACAUCAGAUAUUGAAGGAACCAAGUAAGUUUACAGAGUUAGCUGACCCUGCUCUUCAGGGGAAUUUCCCAGCAAACGGAUUCAACCAAGCACUUGCGGUGGCAGCUAUGUGUCUUCAAGAAGAACAAACUGCUCGACCCAUGAUGAGUGAUGUGAUCACUGCCAUAAUGUACCUCUCAUCAGGCAACCUAGAUGACAGCAUACAUUCUCCUCCUCCCGAACCUGUAUAGAACAUAAUAGUAUGGUGAAUGUUGUCAAUGAAUUUGAUCAUGGAAAAUAGUGUUGCAGAGCACCAGCACUAGUUCAUCUGAUGAAGUGAGCAUCAUUCCGACUGAGCAGAUUGUAAAUAUAGUUUCUCUCUCUUCCAUUCUCUUUUCAGAUUGCCUCUUGUGUAUAAACUUGUUAGGAAAAUUGGGGCGAUAUUACCCUGCUAAAUAUAUCUAAUUAUGUAUUAUCGCCCCCUUUUAUACUCAGUAAAAUUUUGGUGUUAUUUUUCUUUUGUCAAGUAGCCUUUAGAAACAAGUAAGAACAAUGGGGGUGAUGCUUGUCUUUUUUCUUGCUUGUUAUUGGUCUAUUUUGCCAAUGAGGGCGAUAACCAUUUCAAGUACUCUGUAUUAACUUAUCAUCCCUCAAAGAAAGAUUUUGUUAGAUGUGAUUGAUUCAUUUUUCAAUUUCAAUAUAUUACUAAUCCUUGAUUCCCUGUAA